Molecule: messenger RNA, 3063 nt
Organism: Kogia breviceps (pygmy sperm whale)
Lineage: Eukaryota; Metazoa; Chordata; Mammalia; Artiodactyla; Physeteridae
Gene: HSPB3
Product: heat shock protein family B (small) member 3
Cellular component (GO): cytoplasm; nuclear speck
Source: RefSeq, a predicted model, not a curated record
AUUGUCAGCAGGAGUUAAAAGACAAGAGGGAGUGUGCGGCGCUGUGUUUCAGGCCUAAUUAAAGGGUUGCGUCUGCGCGGGGUUAUAAGCGAAGAGCGGCUCCAACAGAUCCUCUAGUCAGUAGGCAACUGCGAGAGUUCAACACGGACAAAGUAGCCUGGGCGGAAGGCGUUCGAUGCUGUCUUUGCCUCCACUAUGGCAAAAAUCAUCUUGAGGCAUCUCAUCGAGACUCCAGUGCGAUACGAGGCAGAGUUUGAAGCUCGAGGUUUGGAAGAUUGCAGGCUGGAUCACGCUUUAUAUGAACUGCCCGGGCCAACCACCGUGGACCUGGGGAAAGCCAGGGUGGCCCAGCCUGCCCCCGUGGACACCGCAGAGAUGCUGCCCCAGAGAGACGAAUCCCGCUUCCAGGUCCUGCUGGACGUGGUCCAGUUCCAACCCGAAGAUAUCAUCAUUCAGACCUUUGAAGGCUGGCUGCUGAUUAAGGCUCAACAUGGAACCAGAAUGGACGAGCACGGUUUUAUCUCAAGAAGCUUCACCCGACAGUAUAAACUGCCCAUCGGCACUGAAACCAAAGAUUUGUCUGCCAUCCUCUGUCACGACGGAAUUCUGGUGGUGGAAGUAAAGGAUUCAGGUUCUGGCAGAGGUUGCCUCUGUCUGUCAGCAGCUCUGAUGAGGCUUCCAUCUCUCCUCUGGCUCCAGCCCAGAAUGGACCAAUAGUUCUGUUUCCUUUUCCCUGUUCCUCAGGCUCAAGUGGGUAAUGACUCCCAUUGUUACUGGUCUCUGGGUGCCUAUAAGUCGGCAUCAAUUCUGAUGUGUGGGAGUUUUUCCCAUAUCACCAAGCAAUUCUGCCAGCUAGGUAUACUAAAAUUCAAUUCAGUUCUGACACUAUCUACCCAUAGAUCCUACAAGUUAAGGGGUCAGUCCAACAAGAUUGCUCCGCUAACCCCAACUUCAGACAUCAGUUGCAAGCCCAGGUUAUUACCUGUGUUUCUGAUCAACUGGCUAUAGACUGGCGAUUCCAAUGACCCCUUCCUUGGGUUGGAUUAAUUUGCUAGAGCAGCUCAAAGAACUCAGAGAAACAUUUUACUUAUUAUAUUACUAGCUUAUUAUAAAAGGGUAUAUAACUCAGGAUGAGGAAGAUGGAAGAGAUGCAUAGGACAAUGUAUGGGGAAAGGGUGAGGAGCCUCCAUACUUUCUCUGAGUGCCUCUCUCCUCGAAUCUUCACACGUUCACCAACGUGGAAACUCUCUGAACCCCUUCCUUUUGGGUUUUUAUGGAGGUUUCAUUACAUCGGUAUGAUUAAUUAAAUCCUUGGCCAUUGGUGAUUGAAUUCAAUUUCUAGUCCCUUUCCUCUUCCAGGGAUGAGGACUGAAAAUUUUCCAAACCUCUAACUACAUGAUUGGCUCCCCUGGCAACCAGCCCCCAUCCUAGGUUACCAAGGGGGUUUCCAAAAGUCACCAUUAACCUAACAAAAGACAACUCUGUGACUCACCCCACUUAGGAAACUCCAAGGAUUUUAGGAGCUCUGUAACAGAAAUGGAGACUAAGACCAACUAUAUAUUUCUUACUAGAAAUCCCAAUAUCACAGUGCCUCAACAUUUUUGUUGGUCCCUCAGCCCUACCCACAUCUCUGUAAAUAAUCACUUUAUUAUAUAUUUUUUAAAAAUCCAAGCUAAGUAUGCUUUUUGUUUCCCCUCAGAACUCUGAAUGAUGUAUCCACCUAUAUAUUCUUCCUUUGGCACAAAAAAGGCAUCUUUAAACAAACAAACAGAAAGAGAACAAAAAAAUAGGAGAAUAUAAAAGGAAAUUUUUAUAAAUUAAGGAGUAUUUGCAAUUUUGGGGAUUUUGUCUAGUCUAUGUUUGAGACUGAAAAGUAUGAUGAUAUUCAGUGUUGCUGAGUAUGGUAAACAAUACCUCUUUGUUGUUGAUUUGUACCAUAAAUUAGCACAAUUUUUCUGCCAGAUAGUAUGUUAAGGCUCAGUAUAAUUUUAGAAGUAGAAGAGCAAGAAUUAAAGAAUUUAAUGAUAUAAUAAAAACUUGCACAAAAAUUUGUGAGGCAUUCUUUACUUUGAAGUAUUGAAAAUAUAAGAAAUUUGUUAAGCAAACUAAAGUCUAUCCAUAUUAUAAAACACUAUACUGUCAAUAAAAAUCAUCUUCCAGAAAAAUAUUGAGUGAAGUGGAAAAAUGCUCUCUAAAUUUAAGGAGGGAAAGCAAGUUACAAAAGGUAUAUAAAAUUCCCACCUUUAUUUUCAGUGGGCAUAUCUCCAUGUCAAUAAGUUUUUGUUUAGAACAUGAUUCUAAUGGCAGUAUUGUACUUCAUAAUAUGGAUAUGCCAAAACUUAUUGUAUGCUGAGAAGAAUCAAAGGUUAAGUUUAAAAAUGCCAAAAGAGGAGAGGGAUCAAGAUGGUGGAGUAAGAAGACAUGGAGCUCACCUCCCACCAUAAACAUAUCAAAGAUAUAUCUGCAUGUGGAACAAUUCUCAUGGAAAACUAACUGGAAACUGGCAGAACUCCUACACAACCAAAGCUGCAAGAAAGAUUCCCCCACAUAUACUGGGAUCCCCAGUUCCAGCUGAGUAAAUAAGUGCAUACCUAUUGAUAAUUACUUUAAAUGUCAAUGGACUAAAUGUUCCAAUCUAUAGACAUAGGGUGGCUGACUGUAUAAAAAAACAAGAUACUCCAAUAUGCUGUCUAUGAGAGACUCACUUCAGGGUAAAAGACACACACAGACUGAAAGUGAGGGGAUGGAAAAAGGUAUUUCAUGCAGAUGGAAACAAAAAGAAAGCAGGAGUAGCAAUACUUGUAUCAGACAAAAUAGACUUUAAAAGGAAAGCUAUAACCAAAGACAAAGAAGGGCAUUACAUAAUAAAAGUGAUCAAUACAAGAAGAGGGUAUUACACUCAUUGACAUACAUGCACCCAGUAUAGGAGCAAAACAAAUACCAACAGACAUAAAGGGAGAAAUUGACAGGAAUACAAUUAUAAUAGGAUACUUUAGUACUCCUCUGAUAUCAAUGGACAGCUUUCCCAGACAGAAAAUCAAUAAGGCAACAGAGAUCCUAAAU